GACCUCGUGGGUGCGUGCUGUCCCUUGGCCUGCCCGGUGCGGACGGUGCAUGACUCUUGCUCCUGCUCCCCUGUCGCGAAAACAAAGCACCACCGCCACUGACAAAAACUAGCAAAAAUCCCCAAUUCCGCCGCAGUCCGAUCCUCCAAACCCUAAAGCUCCCAAUCCCCAACCUUUCCUACGUCUCCGGAUGCCCUCUACCCGCGCGGCCUAGGGCGGCAGCAGUCGUCUGGCAGGCGGGGACGCGCCAAUGGAGCCGCGCGUGGCCAACAAGUUCCGCCUCGGGCGCAAGCUCGGGAGCGGAUCCUUCGGGGAGAUCUUCCUUGGUACUCACGUGCAGACCAACGAGCAGGUCGCGAUUAAGCUGGAAAAUAUGAAGACAAAACAUCCUCAGUUGCUGUAUGAGGCAAAGCUGUAUAGGAUACUUCAGGGUGGAACUGGAAUUCCAAACAUCAAGUGGUUUGGUGUCGAGGGUGACUACAAUGUUCUUGUUAUGGACCUCUUGGGUCCAAGCCUUGAAGAGCUUUUCAGCUUUUGCAACAGAAAACUGUCCCUGAAGACAGUUUUGAUGCUUGCUGAUCAGUUGAUCAACCGGAUCGAGUAUGUUCAUAUGAAGUCCUUCUUACAUCGAGAUAUUAAGCCAGACAAUUUCCUCAUGGGCCUUGGCAAGAGAAUGAAUCAGGCAUACGUGAUUGAUUUUGGAUUGGCAAAGAAAUACAGGGACAGUACAAACCAGCACAUUCCAUACAGAGAGAACAAAAAUUUGACUGGGACAGCACGAUAUGCAAGUGUAAACACUCAUCUCGGAAUUGAACAAAGCAGGAGGGAUGACAUGGAAUCACUUGGAUAUGUACUCAUGUACUUCUUAAGAGGAAGUCUUCCUUGGCAAGGUCUAAAAGCUGGGACCAAGAAACAGAAGUAUGAGAAAAUCAGUGAAAGGAAGAUCGCUACUUCAGUUGAGGUUCUCUGUCGUGGAUACCCUCCUGAAUUUCAACGCUACUUCCAUCACUGCCGUGCGUUACGCUUUGAUGAUGCGCCUGACUAUCAAUACCUGAAGAAAAUGUUCAGAGACCUUUUUAUUCGAGAGGGAUUUCAGUUUGAUUAUGUUUUUGACUGGACCAUUCUUAAGUACCAGCAAUCGCAAAUGACCAUUCCACCGCGUGCUAUGGCUGCAGCAACGGAUCAAAGCUCCAGGAUGGCUUCAAUGGCAAAUAAUAAUGGACUGUCAGCCACUGAAGAGGGAAAGAGAAGUGGGUGGUCAGAUGAUCCCUUGCGACGCCAGGUUCCACCUGCAGGAAUAAAUGCAGGCAGCUUGGCAAAGCAGAAAUCUCCAGUUAGACAAGAAGUGUCCACAUCAAAAGAUGCUGUGUUCGCCAGUUCAUCUAUUUUGGGUCGGUCAAGCGGAUCGUUGAGGCGUCCUGCUGUUCCUAGCAGCCGAGUUCCAACGAGUGAAGCUUUACUACGCAGUCGUACACCAGAUGGAAGCCCAGGGUCUUUCCAAAGAAAUGCUCCUACACAUAGGACCUCACAGACCCAUGAGUACUUGGACCGCUCCGGAGUUUCGUUGUCUGGCAGGCUCAUGCCCAACACCAAGCAUUAUGAGUCCACUCUAAGGAGCAUCCAAGGCCUAAAUGUUGAUGCCAAUGAUAGGAUCCACUACUAGCAUCUUGUGGAUCCCAUGGACGUGUACAAUCUAUAUGAUAUCUUGAAGUCCAGAUGAAGAGCAAGUAUGUAACUUCCAAGCUACCUGCUGGAGGAGCAAGGCCACUUGUUGACCCAGCACUGCACUCUAGUUGGCGAAAUAAAGGGCUGUCUGUGUUCUGGAGCAGCUUUUGUCUUAAGAAAUGGCAUCAUGGCCAUGUUUUAGCUCUGUACAGGUUCUGAUUUGUCCAUAAUGUGCUUGUGGAUUCUGGUUUAGCGUUUUCCACAUAUAUAAUCUCUCUUCUCGAGCUGUGUCAGCUCGGUCGUGCACCGUUUGCUCCUUUCUGUAUGCGUGGAAUUCGUAAGUAAUCUAAGGUGAUUAUCAUUCAAGUA
Messenger RNA from Sorghum bicolor (sorghum), 2034 nucleotides. RefSeq names its product casein kinase I. NCBI's taxonomy places the organism in Eukaryota, Viridiplantae, Streptophyta, Magnoliopsida, Poales, Poaceae. Gene Ontology annotation, molecular function: protein serine/threonine kinase activity; ATP binding. Gene Ontology annotation, biological process: signal transduction; endocytosis; peptidyl-serine phosphorylation. The coding region runs from base 251 to 1663 and encodes 470 amino acids. Gene Ontology annotation, cellular component: nucleus; cytoplasm. The transcript is spliced from 14 exons. The record is from RefSeq and is a predicted model, not a curated record.